GUGCACACGCGUCCGCUAGAAUAACGUGCUGUCAUUGUGGUGCUCGGUGCACACGUCUUAAAGUAUUCCACCUUUAAAUGGUCUCCGUGUAGCUGUGCCACAGCGGGGCUGCAGCUACAGGACGUAGCGCACUUCAUAGCUGUGGCUGAAACGUGUGCUCGACUCUUAGUGCAGAGAAAUGCACUAUAGCAGCUCACCAAGCCAGGUUUUGGCUCUCUAUUUAUUUUUCAUUCUAUUUGAGCUUAGACAGGGAAGUUAGUGUUCACUAAAGUGCUUGUAGGAGGCAGAAAAACAGUACUACGCACUUUUCUGCUCCCCUUCAAAAUGCUCUUCUAAAGAGGCACGCCCACUCCAGAGAAAAGUGGAUAUACUGUAAUGCUAAAAUAUUCGAGACAUCUUUAUUUGUCUUUAAAUUAUGAAUGUCUGAUCAUUACAAGGGUAGUUGCACUGCAUGAUUUAAAAUGUGUUCGGUCUCUCAUCCUGGGUAGUUUAAAGCACCAGUGUGGGAGGCGUUUUUUAACAUCACAGACAAUUUUGUUUUGCCAACAUAAGGGGGCACUAUUUAAUACAAUGUCCAGUGAAGAUGAACGGGGAAGUCAUAUGUCUGUAAGAAGCAUGGGGAGAGCCACUGUUAUGAAGUAAAGACUUCUGAUAGUCAUGGAGGAAACAGCUGCUGCAGCUCCAGCCCCAGCCCCUGGCACUGGUGCUGCCCAACCAACCCCAAGACCUCAUCCUGUCUCCUUCGUACCCUCCCGCAGCCUGCUGGAGUGGAGACGGAGGGUCAAAUCUGAGUACAUGCGCCUUCGCCAAUUAAAACGCCUUAAAAAAGCAGAGGAGGUCAAGACCCUGUUCAUGUCCAACAGGCAAAAGAUUGAGCAGCAUACAAACCUUCUGAAUGUAGAGUGGUCCAGGCUCAGGAUUCAGUCUAUCCCCCUGUCAACAUCUAGUGGAGCGCUGGCCAACAAGAAGAUGUGUACAGUGGAGUUUGGUUUCCCAGCAUUUAAAGCUCAAGCCAUUGCCAUGAGACCUUUGUCAACAGUGGCAGGAAUCCCCUUUAUGUACUCCUGGUCACCUCUGCAGCACAACUUCAUGGUGGAAGAUGAGACAUUCCUUCAUAACAUCCCAUAUAUGGGCGAUGAGGCAUUGGAGCAGGACGAGGCCUUCCUGGAAGAACUCAUUGACAACUAUGAUGGUGUCCAUGGUGACAGAGAGGGGGGCUUUAUCAGUGAUGAAGUCUUUAAAGAGCUGGUGGAGGCCUUGAGCCAGUACUCUGACCAUGAGGAAGAGGAAGAGGAGGGAGUAAGCACAGCAGCAGCAGCAGCAGCAGUUGAGGUGACGGGAAAGAAGGAGGAUGAGAGAGUGAUGAGGAGGAGCUCAACAGAUGGUUCAGAAGAGACCAAAGCUGGGAGUGUGGCAUUUGUUAGGAGAAAGCGGAGGAGCACUACAGAGGUAAGAGAUGUGUCCAGCAGCAAGAAAGCCCCCAGUGAUAAGAUAUUUACAGCCAUCGCCUCGAUGUUCCCCUACAAAGGCACCAUGGAGGAGCUCAAAGAGAAGUACAAGGACCUUCUGGAACCCCCAAACCCAGUCAAGCUGCCUCCCCUCUGCACCCCAAACAUGGAUGGACCUUUUGCAAAAUCCGUGCAGCGGGAGCAGUCCUUGCACUCCUUCCACACGCUGUUCUGCAGGCGAUGCUUCAAAUACGACUGUUUUCUCCACCCUUUCCAUGCUACACCCAAUGUUUACAAGAGGAAGAGUAAGGAGAUCCGAAUGGAGACUGACCCUUGUGGUGUCGACUGUUUCCUGUUACAGAAAGGGGCAAAAGAGUUUGUGGAUCAGAACAUGUUACAGUUACAGCGGUCUCGAAGGCGCAGAAAGCAGCAGCAGCAUCCCAUGGGCUCCAGCAGCUCUGGACCAACAGGGUCUGCUGAAGAAGGCAAAGAGGGCAGUAGUGAUCAUGAAACUACCUCCUCUUCAGAGGGCAAUUCACGGUGCCCGACUCCCACCAAGCAGCGUCCAGGGGAUGAUGACGGGGAAGAGGAGGCGUGCUGUGUGGUCGAGUGGAGUGGGGCAGAGGAGUCGCUGUUCAGGGUGCUGCAUGGCACAUACUUCAACAAUUUCUGCUCCAUUGCUCGCCUCAUUGGUACAAAGAACUGUAAAGAGGUGUAUGAAUUUGCAGUAAAGGAGGUCUUGAUUCAUCGUGUUCCUCUGGUCGAUGGAGGCAUCUCACCCCAGAAGAAGAAAAGGAAGCACAGGUUAUGGGCAAAGAUCCAACUAAAAAAAGAUAACUCAUCCAAUCAGGUGUACAACUACCAGCCAUGUGAUCACCCGGACCAUCCGUGCGACAGCUCCUGCCCGUGUGUGAUGACCCAGAAUUUCUGUGAGAAAUUCUGCCAGUGUGAACAAGAGUGCCAGAACCGCUUCCCAGGCUGCAGGUGUAAGACCCAGUGCAACACAAAACAGUGUCCCUGCUACCUUGCCGUGAGGGAGUGUGACCCAGAUCUGUGCAUGACCUGUGGUGCAGCAGACCACUGGGACAGCAAAGGGGUGUCCUGCAAGAACUGCAGCAUCCAGAGAGGCCUGAAAAAGCAUCUGCUGUUGGCUCCAUCAGAUGUCGCAGGCUGGGGCACCUUCAUCAAAGAGCCAGUUCAAAAGAAUGAGUUCAUCUCUGAGUACUGCGGGGAGUUGAUCUCCCAGGAUGAAGCGGACCGACGUGGAAAGAUUUAUGACAAAUACAUGUCCAGCUUCCUCUUCAACUUAAACAAUGUAGACUUUGUUGUGGAUGCCACGAGAAAGGGGAACAAAAUCCGAUUUGCAAAUCAUUCGGUUAAUCCAAACUGCUAUGCUAAAGUGGUAAUGGUGAAUGGAGACCACCGCAUCGGGAUCUUUGCCAAACGAGCGAUCCUACAGGGAGAGGAGCUCUUCUUUGACUACAGAUACAGCCAAGCCGACGCCCUCAAAUACGUGGGAAUAGAGAGGGAGGUAGAAAUGACCUAACUACCUGCUGCCUUCCUCCAAAACCUGUCCUGAAGCUCUCAGCCGCCCAUUCAUGCUUCUGUCCCUCGGUGCAGAAUCACAUCCAGAUGAGACAUCUCUGUGAACAGUCUCCGUCUCCAUCCUCUCUGCCGCACUUCCAAAAAUAGAAAGUCGCUGCUGUUUGCAGGUGCUCCUGCUCUUCAGACGCAGUGCCAGUCUGAUCUCCCACACACCCACCUGCAAGACUGUGUACGCCAAGCUUAUAAAAACAAAUCUAUUCAAAGUGGACGUACUGCAAGAGGAGGACUUUUUUUUUUUUUUUACGCAAAGAAGCCACAAUAACCCAUCAUUCUCUGCUCCUCCCAGUUUAGUUACUGUACUUAUGGACCGGCUUAUGUUUCACCUCUAUAUGUAAUGCAAGCUUUUACACCGUAGCUAACGAUGAUCAGUGAAAUGCAUGUGCUGUCUCUUGGAUAAAACAACCCAUUAAACAUGUUAGCUGCAACAUUAGCUUCAGUCAGACGCUGCUCUGUGCAAGUGGCAAACUAAUUUUUGUGCAUUUUAAUCCAUUGUUCUGCAAGUAUAUAGGCAACAAGACGAGAAACCGACUGACUGAAUGUAACAUGAAGAUGAUGGUGAAGAGAUCUCAUCCCUCUCUUAAUUUCCAACAUUAUCAACCCAUUGGUACUCUAAGCAAUGAAAAUGCACAUCCAAUAUUUAUUAUCCUGUUUACAUGAGAUAAAUAGUAAGUAAGUGAAGUAGUCAUGAAGUAAACGUCUUCCUUUAAAUUGAUACAAGUGCCAAAUGAUUCCACACAAAAAGAGGCUCAAACAGUGUGGAUGUGUUUCACUAUAAAAAUGUAAGUUAAAGAUGACCUUUGCAAUUUUAUCACCAUGAAAAAUGCAAAAUUAACAGUAUUUGACCAAAUAUUGAAGUCCCCUACAUGUGAAUGUACAUUAGCAUUUACCAUCUUUACUGAAUUUGUUUCACUGUCCAGAUUUGUUCAUCUGUCUGUCGUUUAUAAAACAUUCAAGCCCACUUUGAAAUGAGAUCUUUCUCAAUAGAGUUGAACAAAAUGGAGUUUACUGCUAUGUACAGUGUAUGCCUAUAAAAAUAAAAGUUUAACUUUA
Molecule: messenger RNA, 4103 nt
Organism: Cheilinus undulatus (humphead wrasse)
Lineage: Eukaryota; Metazoa; Chordata; Actinopteri; Labriformes; Labridae
Gene: ezh1
Product: enhancer of zeste 1 polycomb repressive complex 2 subunit
Exons: 20
Coding region: 658-2994 (778 amino acids)
Biological process (GO): chromatin remodeling
Molecular function (GO): protein binding; histone H3K27 methyltransferase activity
Source: RefSeq, a predicted model, not a curated record